AAUAAUCUAUCAACAUGGAUCAUUAUGUCGGCAAAUCGCGAACCUUCCACAUGGAUGUUCCUAUAAAGUAUAAAAGAAAGGUUUGAAUGACACAUUGUACAAUAAUUUAUCUAUCUUAAUCGAAUUAUUUGCGUGGCUUGAUGUGUGUACCUGGAUAUAUUAUUAUGACCGUAAAAAGAGACAAAAAGUCACAAUGCGUUCAGGAAAAUGUUUAAUGAACGUAUAUGAUCGUGUUUUGUAACAUAUUUUAUUUACAUUUGAUGUUAAAAAUGGAAAAGUACUGUAUUAAAUCGCAAAGCGAUAAGGUAUUUUGAAAAACAACUAAUCCUAAAGAAACAAAAGCAAAGCUUUUUCUCAAGCAUUUUUAUUCUUUGUUGUCUUCAAAUUAUAUAAUAAUUAAUAGGAGACACAAUUCGACUGACGCAUAAAAAAUGGGAUUCUUGAGAUUAAAAUUAUAGCUUUAAAAAGAGUUACUACGUAUAAAAACAAUACACACAAAAUACGUAGUGGUACUAUUAUACAGUUAAGUAUUCAUUUUAUAAAAAUGAAGGUAAUCAUUAAAACUUAGUAUCACAUUUAUAUCUGAAAUAGUAUUAUCUUCUUUUAUAUAAAAACAAGAGAAGAGCUCUAGUUUUCUGCUAAAUGCAAUUAUAGGCCAAGCAAAAUUAAGAUCUUGUUUCUCUCCUGUUUUAUAGAGCAUUUUUUUGUGUCUUAUCAUUUACCACAGCAACGUUGAUUAAUGUCCUUUAAUCUAACGAAUUUCACUGAAUUAACAAUGGUAAAACGUCGCACUUAACGUUUGGUAGCAAAUUAUAUAAGCGUAAUAUUAUUAUUGUUAAUCUUAUAGAAAUUUGUAGCAUUUUCGGUUUCUAACCGAACUUCGUAAGUUAGACAAAUUGUUUUUUCACACAGUGAUUUGACCGGGAAAUCUUUCUGUGGAAAGAAAUUUGAUUUUGUACGCUUCGUAAUCGUAUUGCUAAUGUCAUAUUGUUAUAUGCAAUAUUUUGGAAUAUUUGUAAUUGUUGCACGUAUCAACAGUUUUCUGUCUCUCUUCCGAUCAUUUUCUUUUCAUUUCCACACAGUUUUUCCUUUUUCGUUUUUUUUUCUUUCUUUCUUAUCUUUACCGUACUCUAAAGUAUUAAAUCUUCGACGAAGUAAUGACUAAUUUGAUCGAAAUGUGUAUCUUUUUAACUUCAUACGCGGUACACAGAACAAAAUAUUGCAGACAUAAAUUAUGUUUCGACCAGAAGACUUCAAACAUAUGAUUUACUAAUUGUUAUUUACGUCAUGCGUUUAUAGUUGUACACGAAUUAAUAGCAUCGACAGAGUACAAGUUAUUUCUGAUGAACGAUGAACGACGGGGAUUUGAGGGAAUGUGAACGGAGUGGGGGCGGCAGUGGAAGAAGUAAAAUAGGGAGAAAGUGGAAAGAAUUUUUGCGAACGCAUAAGUAUGAUAUCGAGGUGCUUCAACGCUAGUUGCAUAGCAGCGUUGUAACAUGUUGUUACACAAUAAUAGAGUAAUAUGCGUCAGACAUCUCGUUAGAUUUAUUUCUUACUCCGUCAAUAGUGAUAGUCUUUCAAUUCACGUAGAUACAUACAUGCAUUCAUACAAUACAUAAAUCAUAUAUGUAUAUAUAUGAUUAGUAGAUAUAAUUAAAUAUCGUAUACACUAGUGUACGAUUUCGAAGGAAGUAAAUUAAUCAAGAUUAAUACAUUAUAGCUUCGAAUACAACUUAUCGCGCAAAUGUACUAAAAGUGCGUAUUGAUGAAGAUUCAAAGGGAUUAAACUAACUAAACUAUAAGAUUUACGAAUGUAUAAAGAAAAUAUUUACAUAUAGAUUAAUUACAUGAUAUCGUCGAACAAUAUGUAUCAGUAAAUAAGGAAUGGCGAGAUAUGUAUAAUCCAGAUUUGAAAACAGAAAAACGAAUACAAGAAUAAUGUAACAACGGUGAAUAACAUGGAUUUUUGAAAAGUCAUUUUUAUAUACAUUGCACGACUUGCAGAUAGAAAUAAUGUAUCGAAAGUAAUGGGAAGGAAUCAAUCAUCGAGUACCUUGUUGUACUAUUGUUCUUCCUGAUACCUUUUAUGUAUCAAUACAAAUAAACAGAUGUAAUUAUUCUACGAAACAUUUCUCUUUAUACGUAUACUUGUACUUGUCUGAAUAGUUAAGUUUCUUGAAUAGAUUUGUAUCAACCAAUAAAAUUAUCAAUACUGUAAAAUCACAAUUAAGUUAAACGCGCCGGUCGAUAUUAAAAUUUACAGUUAAACGAAUUAAAGAGUAUAUUUGUUUAUGGAAUCCAGCGUGUGAUCGAUGUAUCAACGCCGAGUCAGCUGCAUCGCGUUACAUCACUGGUGUAUAUCUAUAGUGUAAUAUGUACUGAAAAAAAUGGUAAUGCGUAUGCGCGUGACAAUUCGGUCAAGGGUAUCUUAGAGGUAAAUAUCCUAACCUACGAGAUUUAUAUAAUGAGCUUUCAUGAGAUUUCUAUGGGCUAGCAAGAAAAAUUGAUGAAUUCUUUUACAAUAGUUUUUAUAAAGUAGAGAUCAUUUUGUAAAUGCGUUUACAGACCAGAGUAAGAAUUUUUGAUUAGGUUUGAUAUUAAAGUCUAUGAAAUUUUCGCAUGAAAUCAGUCGAUAAUAGUCAAUACAGAGUGGAGUAAAAAAGAACAAUUGCAGCAUCUCCCAGUAAUCCUUGCAUCGGUUGUAUGAAAUAACAAAAUAAUAAGACGAUCCACUUUCUCCGCGCAAAGUGUUAAUUAAGUGCAACGAUAUCGACUGAUUAAAUGGAAAAAAAAACGGUAUCUACCUAUUCAGAGCAUGACAGAACGAACGAUGAGCAGAAUGUACGAAUGCUAAAAUAAAAGAAGAAAAGAAACAGUAAGAGGAAAGGAAAAAGGAAAUGAUAAGCGGUAUAUACAUACAUAGAAGAGGCGUAUAGAACCACGGCGGGUGCAACGUGACCGAUGAACCACGUGAUCGAGUUGGCCAAUUGCAAGGUACGCGGGGACGCUGUCACGUUGCAUUCGGCGUGGCUCCGCGUCCCCUUGCUCUUACAGCAUAUCUCUCCUUCUCUAUGUCUACUGGACAAGUUGUACGUUGUACGUUGGCAUAUGCGAGCAACUGUUUCUUGUGCGCGUUUCGCAUCCAUGUUCGUUCGUUCGUUCGUUGCAAAUUACUUUUACGUCCGUUCUCCCGGAAAGCUGGAAAAAUUCCAUUAUCCGAAACAAGUAUCGAAUUUCACCGGUCGCAACAAUCGCCGCCGAUCUUACCAAUGAGUUACUAUUAUCUUUGCAUGAUCAUUCAAUCAUCUAAACGCGUGGAAUGUUAAACCGAAUGUGUAUGCUGUUUUUUCUAGUUCUGAUAAGUUUGUCCAGUGCGUCGUUUAACUAACGUUCAACGAUAUCGCGAAUUCGGAUACAUUAAAAUGUCCGCGCAUCCACACGAUUUAGAUCAAGUUGAAGACCUAUCGUUGAAGAUGUGUGCUGUGACAAUUUGCACGUUGAACGAAGGAUGCCGGUAAUCAAUCGAUCACCGAAAUCAAUUUCAAGGAGAAUAGACAGUGGCUGCGAAAGAGGCUAAGCUCCGUCCACGAAACUUCACGUUCCGAGAAACAGACAAUAUACCCCGAUAUCGCCUACCGUGCUUUCUUCCUCUACCUUCUCUCCUGGGAUCGCUCUGUUUAAAGAACUUCUACGUAAUAGCUACUUCUAGCUACUACUAAAUGAUCGAAUGAUGCCGAAAGACAAAUAAGAUUAAAAGACGCUAGAGACGUAGCAAAAAAACAAAAGAAAGGACCAAUUGGAGAAGAUAAGGAAAAGCCAAACCUAUAGAAACUACGAAGAGAAUAGAUAGUGGCGCGCGAUAUAAAUCGAUCACGUUUGAGCGGCAGGAAUUCUUCCUUUCCAUAGACGGUAGAAAAUCUCGAUCGAGAGAAUAGUAAAUCGAUCGAUCUUGUUCUCGACUUUGAUGACGUAAAAACGAGGCGGAAUCGAUUUGUCAGGACGAUGAUACUCGAAGACUGAAGAUACUGUUCCAUCGAGGUGGUUAACUUAAAAAUUUACAAAGAAGUGCAUCCUUCGGAUUAUCUCUCUCCUAGGAGAGGAAUGACGGAAAAAGGAAAACAUAGGGAGGGAAAAGGAACGAAGGGAGGGCAAGAAAAUUAAAAAAAGAUGUUAAAGAAUGUUGCGUCUGUGUUCGUAUGCGUAUAUGUAUGUGCGUGUGCCCGCGCCCGCAUCUGUAUGUACGCGCGAGUGUGUGUGUACUCUGUGCCUGUGAAACAGUGACAAGAACACGCAGGGACAGAUACGAAGAGCAGAGGGAGAGCUGUUUAGUUGUUUAAAAAUGUGCUGCUUGUUUAAUAGAACACCGCUGUUAUUACCGAAAAUUUGAAAAGAUCGAGAGGAGAAAAGACGAAUUUGAAGAAAAUCGACCGACCUAGCAGGAGAAGGGAAAAUGACGGGUAGUCGUAGUAGCGAAAUAAAUCCGGAUGUGACGGUGCGUGGCGAGGGUGGAAAGCAUACGGUUCAUUGGUUUCGCAAAGGUCUCAGGCUUCACGAUAAUCCUUCGCUGAGGGAAGGUCUUACCGGAGCCACUACGUUUCGUUGCGUGUUCGUUUUGGAUCCAUGGUUCGCCGGAAGUACCAACGUUGGCAUCAAUAAGUGGAGGUUCUUGCUACAGUGUUUGGAAGAUCUCGACUGCUCCUUGCGAAAAUUGAACUCCAGACUAUUCGUGAUAAGAGGUCAGCCGGCGGACGCUCUGCCGAAAUUGUUCAAGGAAUGGGGUACCACGAAUUUGACCUUCGAGGAAGAUCCAGAGCCAUUCGGACGCGUGCGAGACCACAACAUCUCGGCACUCUGCAAGGAGCUUGGUAUCUCGGUGGUCCAAAAGGUCUCGCAUACUCUUUACAAGUUGGACGAGAUCAUCGAGAGGAACGGAGGGAAGCCACCGUUGACUUAUCAUCAAUUUCAAAAUGUGGUUGCCAGUAUGGAUCCUCCAGAACCAUCGGUGCCGACUGUCACUUCUGCUUGCAUAGGUUCGGCCUACACCCCUCUGAAAGAGGACCACGAUGAUCAUUACGGUGUUCCAACGCUCGAAGAACUUGGCUUCGACACGGAGGGUCUUCUUCCGCCUGUAUGGGUUGGAGGCGAAAGCGAGGCUCUGGCACGGUUGGAGCGUCAUCUAGAAAGGAAGGCCUGGGUGGCUAGUUUCGGGAGACCGAAAAUGACCCCGCAAUCAUUGUUGCCCAGUCAAACCGGUCUUUCGCCUUAUUUACGAUUCGGAUGCUUGAGUACCCGGCUAUUUUAUUAUCAGCUCACUGACCUCUAUAAGAAGAUAAAGAAAGCCGUACCACCGCUUUCGUUGCACGGGCAACUUUUAUGGCGUGAAUUUUUUUACUGCGCUGCUACGAAGAACCCAAAUUUCGAUCGGAUGCAGGGUAAUCCAAUUUGCGUGCAAAUCCCUUGGGACAAGAAUGUCGAAGCACUUGCCAAGUGGGCAAACGGCCAAACGGGAUUUCCCUGGAUCGAUGCGAUCAUGACACAACUAAGAGAAGAAGGUUGGAUACAUCACUUGGCUAGACACGCGGUCGCCUGUUUCUUAACCAGAGGCGACCUUUGGAUCUCCUGGGAAGAAGGAAUGAAGGUGUUCGACGAGUUGUUGCUAGAUGCUGAUUGGUCGGUGAACGCGGGAAUGUGGAUGUGGUUAUCGUGCAGUUCUUUCUUCCAACAAUUCUUCCACUGCUAUUGCCCGGUGAGAUUCGGCAGAAAAGCUGAUCCGAAUGGCGAUUACAUUAGGCGAUACUUGCCGAUCUUGAAAAAUUUUCCUACGAGAUAUAUUCAUGAACCGUGGAACGCACCACUUAGCGUGCAACGUGCAGCCAAAUGUAUUAUUGGCAAAGACUAUUCAUUACCGAUGGUGAAUCACAGCAAGAGCUCCAGGAUCAACAUCGAGAGAAUGAAGCAAGUCUAUCAGCAAUUAAACAAAUAUCGUGGAAACGGCGCCUCCCUUAAAGGAGAAACAGUUGGUUUAUUGAAUGCACUACCGCCUCCAUCGGUAAAAGAGAACGAGGAAGAGAAGAAGAAGACGAAGCAAUCUCCGCCUCCCCCGGAGAAUCAAUCCAAGAUGGAAGCUCUUGCCAAGACAACGCAACAUCAGCAACAGCACCAUCAACAUCAAUAACGACGACUACACUGACGUCGUCGAAGCAAUUAGGCGAUAAUCCGAAGAAACGAAAUUUUGAUUAUUUCCUAUUUCUACUUAAUUCACACUUAUUUAUUUGCCGUCAUUACGUCGAUGCUGGAAUCAUCUUAAUUGUAAUUCAUCGUAACGCGUGUAAUCGUUAAUAGUUUGAAAAAGUUAUUUGCAGUGAAAGCAAAGCCAUCCAUCGUGUCUGUUCAAAUGUUCGUUUGUAUUUAGAAGUAUGUUUCGAAACAAGAAACGUAAAACUUGAACGUUAUGGCAAGAAAAAUGACGAUGAGACGAAUUUUAUAAUUCCAAUCGUUGUACAUAAUACAUCCAUUAUACGUCGUAAAUAAAAAUUUUUCAUGCAAACUUGUUUGAUAAUAAUUGCUUCUGAUUGUGCAAUCAGCUAUACCGAUCCCUGCCACUCUUUUUUUCUAUACAUUAAACUAAAACCAUCGUAUACAUUAGCCACAAUUUAUCGUACAAAAGAACGAUAUCCUACUUACCGCGUCAUAAAGUUUCAUCGUUACUUACUAGGCGGGAAAAGGUGAUAAAGGAAAUUAAAAGAAAGUAAAAAAUGAAACAAACGAUAUGUCGACCGAUAAUACGAUCAAAUGGGGAGAAUUCGUUAAAAAAAUAUGCACAAGCGUUACUCUGAACACCAACAAUUUACUCGUUUCGAACAUUUAUCCCUCAAGGUAUGUUCUUUGAUAGGGACAAGUGUUGAGAAAGGAGUUUAGUAUUGCCGAGCCUGAACCUCGAUGAGACGAAGACUCGACGAGGUAUCUAAUUGACGUAUUUCUUGUUUUCGAUCGAAUCGCAGACCGAUUCGUCUAGAAAGUAGAGAAUCGCGUUUCUUACCUAAUAAUCCUUAACACGGAACAACGUAUCGUUCUCUUUUUCGCUUAUAACUUUCGUCGUUGCUAAAGACGUUUACAUCGAUGCAAUGCGCGCGUAUGUGUAUUUGUACUCACGCCGAUCGUUCGCACGGCAUCGUGCCAGGAAUAAUUUACAUUAGUGGGAUCAUUUUUUUAUUUUUUCAUGUCAACAAAUGAUAUAUUUUUAGUGCCUAUAGUACUUAUAGUUUUACAGUACAUUUCUCGUUAGAUUUAAACAAUUACAAAUGAACAUUCUUCAACACUCAAAGACGGAACUCUAAUGUUUCUCUUUUGCAAAGUUCCUUUCUCUCUGCUGCUCGCACGCCCAUACAUACGCAUAUGCAUACCACGCGCACGAUCUUCUCUCACUUGCAUUCGUAUUUACCUCAUCUUCCUCUCUUUUCUUUCUUUUGUUCCUUCGUUCGUGCGUUCGCUCUUAAAUUACAGAUUUAUUCAUCUUAUAGGGCUGUUAGUUCUUCGUGUUGCGCAUUUCUUGUGUAUUUUAUAAAUGCUUAUAUGUCUCGUAGUAUAUUCCCCGUGCAGCACAAGAAUCAGAAACUUGCAAAUUUCUAUGACCACGUUAAUAAGUCUCCAAAAUGCGUAGCGUUACCAGGAUCGGCUAUUAUCGGGUUAACGCGUUCUUUUCCUAUAUAUAUAUAAUAUAUAUAUAGUGUAUAUAUAGUAUAUAUAUAGUAUAUAUAUAGUAUACUAUAUAUAUAUAUACACCGUAAGUAUCGUAAGAUACGUUUCUUAACGCCGGUUUUUUCUUUCCUGUGAUCUACAAAGCAGCGAUUUGGCUGCUUACUCUGUUUCCUAUUGACAUUCGAUCAGAAUUAAAAACGUAGCUUCGCGUUUGAAAGUCGAAUUCUGGAAGUUUGAGCAACCGACGAACAAGCAGUGAUUUGUUGCGAGAAUUGCUAGGUAGUAAACGAAGAGAUCGAAGAAAGAAAGAAAAGGCGAUAAAGAUUACGAAAGGAAGCUUCGUGAUCUCGUUUCGCUCAUGGACUAAGACGGCAGCUUUAAUUUUCCCGUUACCUGUGCGCUUUGUACUUGUAUUUUCGAUGCAACUUCCUUUCUAUUUAUUUCUCAUACACGCACGCACACUCACCCGCACGUACAUCUCAAGAUCGUGCGUUAUAGCCAAGGAAGAGCUAUACACCAAAGUGAAAGUCCUUCCUAGAUAAAGAUUUGUCUUCGUUUCACGAAAGCAAUAAAAAUCUGCACGAUUUUCUCACUGGUAUAAAGCAACGCUGCGCUAGCAAACGUAAACGAACGUCGAGGUUUCGCCGACAACGUUCUUUCUACGUCGAGAGAACAAACUUUAAGAGAGUUAGUCGAUAAAUCAGAGGUUAGAGAUAUCGCUUUGAUCGUAUCGCCGAAUUCGAUGAGUCGACGAUCUUUGAGCUGUUAUCGUGCGAGGAAAAUGGCGUCGAUACAUUUUAACAUUUCGUCGUAAAAUAAUCGGAGAAAAGAAGAUCGAGUUUUAGGAAAAAUUCCAUUAGACUUGACGGAAGAAAGUUGAUCGAAUCUCGAUUUUUGUGCUCGUCUUGGAAUGGUACAGUCCAACGUGGCACGUGUUUGCCUGCACGAAUGUAUAGUGUGUAGGUCACGUGUACGGGGAAGCUAUUACCAGUAGUAGACUCUAGAAACUAGAUCAAAUCAAUAACCUAAUUAGUUAACGGAUAAUUGAUCGCAUUUCAAUGGUCGCUGUUUCGUGGGGCAAAUAUUUGAAAAAGGACGUUGCAAUCCGAUAUCUUGAGAUCUCGGGGUAAAUUAUCGCGUAGGCUGACGAAUGGGCUCGAAACAACCAUAUUUUUGAUAAUUAAAUCGUAUCGCAUACGUGGUAUACGUGUACGUGUACGUGUACUUGCACGUGAUUUUCAUCGUACGUAGGUGGCCGCACAACGAUCGCGAAUACCGAAAAUAGGCAAAUAUACUCAAAGAUGCUUGUUACUCGGUUUGCGCCGAGUCGUCGUUUCAGAGGUUAUGUCGACUAUCGCGAUUUCGUAGAUUCGUUUUAUUUCCGCGACGCAUUUUGAAGAAACACACGCCAGAUCGAAUAUACAUGCACAAGUCCAUGCAUGCACGGCCAUUUGCGCCCGCAAUUUGUCUAAUUCUUUCUAUUUCUUCCUCCACUUCGAGAAUACAUUCGAUUCUUAUCCGUCGUUGAAUUUCACGUUGCUUCCUUUUCCCCUUCGCCAAAUUCUUUUCUUUUCCCACUUGUUCAUUUACACACACGCUCUCAAACGUACUUUCUCACACACACGUUUAUCUCACAUUUUCAUUCUUCUUCACUUUUGUAUGUUAGUCACUCUUUCGUUCGUUUAACUCGGCUUGAUUCGCGUACAACGUAAGUACGCGUUAUUGAAGUAGACUUCGAUAAUUAUUUUCGGAAUUAAAUGUAAUCCACUUUUCGGUACAAUUAGUGCGGUUAACUAAUCUAUACUAUUAACUAUGUUCACAAUGAUCGCUACAAUUACUCAUAGUUCAUAGUAUAAAUGUCGACAGCUUACGAUACGUACGCUACGCUAACAUCGGAUUUAAAGUGGUAGUUUUGAGUGCGACACGCUAUCGGAAAUCUCAUUUUCCUCCAUCGAACAUGUCGUCCGUUCGACGAUUCUCUCCUCUGGUAUCGUGGCCGAUACGCGCAUUCACGAUCGGCGCGCGUCCUGUUUUCCUCUCUUUCCUUCGCUUCGUUUCAUUUCAUUUCGUUUCGUUUCAUUUUGUUGUUUUCGUAAGGCAAGAGCAGAAAACAAAGUCAAAGAGAAAGACAAAGAAUUUCGCGAGUACCGAUACUCGUAUAAUAAAAGCGACGCGUUCUUCUCACCGUUUCCUCGUUUUCCUUUUCUCUUUCCGUGUUCGCCCUUCCUUUUCCAUUUUCCUCCUUCCUCUCCCUCUCUUUUUUUUUCUUUUUUUUUUUUAUCACCGAUCUCCUCUGUUUUCCAUCUCGCUUCCCGCCCUUUCGUAUUCUCUAUCUUCGUAUGCGACAAGCGACGUUUAAUAAUCCUACAUAAAACUAUGCGUUAAUACGCCUAUUUAAUUGCGGGCACGAGGGGUUAAGUAUAUAUUUACGUUACGCGCUUAAAUACAACUGCUAAUUAGUUUUACAAUACGUUCAACAUUUUUGUCCUCCUGAUUUCUCUAAGUACCGUUAUCUUUUUCUUUUUUUUUUUGGUUAACAACAA
Molecule: messenger RNA, 10241 nt
Organism: Bombus huntii
Lineage: Eukaryota; Metazoa; Arthropoda; Insecta; Hymenoptera; Apidae
Gene: Cry2
Product: cryptochrome-1-like
Exons: 12
Coding region: 4451-6175 (574 amino acids)
Biological process (GO): circadian regulation of gene expression; negative regulation of DNA-templated transcription; entrainment of circadian clock by photoperiod
Cellular component (GO): nucleus; cytoplasm
Molecular function (GO): DNA binding; FAD binding
Source: RefSeq, a predicted model, not a curated record